CAGACACGUUGCCUGGGGAGCAGGAACACGGGCCGCUCAGUCGCAGCUCCGCAGCACGGAAAAGCACGAAGCUCAGCGACGCGCAGCACGUCGUGUCCUGGACUUACCUCUGAAACAAAGGAACGCGCACCAUUCCCUGUUAUCCUGACCAAAAGGCCAGUAAUGAAGCGGCCGAGGAUGUCGGCAUCAGAUUCGGAUUAUUCCAUUGACUGGCUGGCCAGUGAUGAUGACGAAGACAACGACAGUGAGCUGGAAACUGAAUGUAACCGGGAACAGCACACUUUGUCCACAACUCCUGCACCUCAAAACAGCUGUAACCCUCAAUCCUGCAGGAAAAGCAUUGACUCCUAUAUCGAGGAUAGGAGCUGCAUGGGCAGCCCCCCCUCCAGCCCAACCAGCUCUUUUAGCACUGGAGACAGAGAGCCCUCACCAUCAGGGCAGAAAGACAAAUCUGGCCACAGCUGCACCACUGUAAGCCCUAAAGGCAAAAGCAGACAGGCGCAGAAGAGAGUGUGGAGCUUGCCAAUGCCGGAGCAAAAAGAAAAGCAUCUCACAGAGAGCUCAACAGAGAAGGACAAGCUGUUUGCAUGCAAGUGUGUGGAGUUGCAGUGCUACAUUCACCCACUCUCUUCAAUCCUGAAUGGCCUCCGUUCUGGCAGAUACAGAGAACGGCUCAGCACUUUCCAGGAGAGUGUAGCUAUGGAUCGGAUCCAGAGAAUAAUGGGGGUCCUUCAGAAUCCUUGUAUGGGUGAACGCUAUAUUGACAUCAUCCUGAAAAUGGAGGAAAUGUUGAAAACCUGGUUCCCUAAUGUAAAACCCAACCACCAAACCACUGCUGUGGAGCUGACACAAGAGACCACACUGCUGAAAAAACCCAAGUUGUCCUCGAUUCUGACCCCCGUUUCUGUUGGUCUCUUCAACUCUGGCACUACUGGUGCUUCUCCGGUGGUUGCUAAGGCCAUGCGGGUCAGUGACCUUCUCCUUCAAGCACCUUAUUCUGCCACCAAUCUGAAAUGGCUUCACACAUCUCCCAUCUGCUCACCCACUGCUGAGCAGGGCCAACGCACAGUCCGGAACUUGCUAACAGCACACAGAGAUGAGGAUGUGACGCAGGACAACUCGGUUUCCUCCACCAUUGAUACUCCCGAACUUAACAUGGACUCGGUGCCUAGUCAGCCACCUCCAGGAAAGAUCAGUGCCCCAUGCCUGGAGAGACUACUGAAAUCCACAGAGAGCAUCAUCAACCACAAAGCCUCCAGGGGGACGAGCAAUAUGAGUGCUGACACCUUAUCCUAGACCAUAGACACUGGGCUUUCGGUAUUCAGAGCCUAAACAGCAGGCACUUAUAUUAUGUCGUGCCAGUGCACUCAAGCGCACCCCAGCGCAAGCUCCCUGCUCCAUUUCAGCCUUUCAGGGACACACUGAGCAAAGCUAUGGCCAAGCCUAGCACCUAGUCUGACACAGCCUGCAGAUACACAUGCACCAGCAUGUCACUGGUGUGGUAGUGUGUCCUCAUCUAAUUUGGAUUUGUCAGCUUUGAAUCCUCUCGGGUGUAUUACAGUUUGUCUCCCAGAUAUGCCUGGUGAGGCAGAGGACUAGUGGCUUGAUGUGUAGAGGCAGCACAUUGGUAUCUGUGAAUAAAGGAAAACAUUACUUCAGAAAGGGAUUGGAAAAAAGCAGGAGUAAUGUGUUUUUAGGGAACACUUCAGAAAUUCCAAUGUGUCAGUAAACCCCAUCAUAGAUGUAGAUAAAUGUGUGGGAUGAAUGUGAAUUUUGCUUCUUCUUUUUUCAUCCGCUCCACUGGAGUAGAUUAAUGUGACUGUUACUUCAUAGGUAUAGAUACGUUUUUGGUACAACGGUUCUACCUCAAUCUGACACCGUGUCAAUGGUUGUGAAUAGAACGAAUAAGAACUAACGUUCACUGACAUAGAAUCAGAAAGAGGGAGCCUGCUAAGAUCAAGGUGAGCCAAACUUACCUGUAGUGCCAGGGUCUUGGGUAUGAGCCUUUUUCUCUGCAAGGAGAAGCUCCACAGGCCUGACUGGUGCCAAUGUAUAGAAUGUGAACUGCAUUUUUUUUUGUUCUUAUGAGCAUCUCCAAGUUUGAGGGCAUCCAGUGCCUGUUAUUUUAAUGUCAAGCUGUGCCUGUACACUGGUUUUGAAGUGAAUGAGAACCACCUGGAAUACCUGCAACCUCUGAAUGAUGGACUAGAAUGAAUCAGGCAGGAAUAGUCAUAACUCCUGGCAAAAGAUGCAUAGCUUAUAUAUUUGCAAACUCUUUGUUCAAGUGGGACAGUGACGUUUAUGUUUAAGGGAUAUUCAAAGUUUGUGUAAAAAUUUGAGGUUGUUAAUCUACCCUUGCAAAGUGGCCUUUACAGUGUGAUUAUUUUAUACUUUCAAAAUAAAUGUGGUUAUAUUUGUUUGGCGUA
Messenger RNA from Silurus meridionalis, 2426 nucleotides. RefSeq names its product circadian-associated transcriptional repressor. The record is from RefSeq and is a predicted model, not a curated record. Gene Ontology annotation, biological process: negative regulation of DNA-templated transcription; circadian regulation of gene expression. The coding region runs from base 163 to 1296 and encodes 377 amino acids. Gene Ontology annotation, molecular function: RNA polymerase II cis-regulatory region sequence-specific DNA binding. Gene Ontology annotation, cellular component: nucleus. NCBI's taxonomy places the organism in Eukaryota, Metazoa, Chordata, Actinopteri, Siluriformes, Siluridae. The transcript has 6 exons.